AUGAAACGCAUUUCAUGUCACGUGUUAGCAGUGCUGGUUAUUUGCCUCGUAACGGUGCCUCGUACGACACAAGGCUCAGGUGAUAAGAGCAGCGCAGGGCAGCAGAAUGUUAACGCUGUGAUCGAGGAGGUGUGUGGGAAGACAGCUUCGAAGGCUGUCUGUGUGAAAACAUUAAAAGCGGACCCACUGGUGGUGCAUGGGCAAGGGAAUUUGACGGCCAAGGACCUGGCAAUAUCGUUUCUGAGAAUGGCAUCGAAGAAUGCAACCAUGGUGAUUUAUGAAUUGAAGGUUCUGAUGGAAAACGACAGGUUGGAUCCUCAGGUUCAACAGGGAUUAUCGGAUUGCAGAGACAUGUUGUCGGAUGCAGGAGAACAGAUUGAUAUCGCACUUAAUGCAGUAUCGGCGGAUGCUUCCUAUGAUACUGAGAAGUGGCUCCAGGUUGCUACGGAUGCCACCGAUCUCUGCAAGGCCUCUCUCGAAGGCACCGAGCAAGUCAUGCUGGCCAAGGCCAAAGGUUUCUACAAUUUAUGCGUCAUUGCCGGCGCCAUAUGCAACCAACUCUAA
Molecule: messenger RNA, 564 nt
Organism: Neltuma alba
Lineage: Eukaryota; Viridiplantae; Streptophyta; Magnoliopsida; Fabales; Fabaceae
Exons: 1
Coding region: 1-564 (187 amino acids)
Molecular function (GO): enzyme inhibitor activity
Source: RefSeq, a predicted model, not a curated record